AUGAAGCAAGAGGCCGUGUCGCUGUGGUGCGAGGAGACUGAAGACACAGAGACUUUUGAGGACGAAGACCUGGUCCAACACAGAUUAUCUGAGGUCCAAGUCCAGACCCAGACCACAAAGAGACCAGUCCAGACCCAGACCACAGAGAGACCAGGCCUGACCCAGACCACAGAGAGACCAGGCCUGACCCAGACCACAGAGAGAUCAGUCCAGACCCAGACACCAGUUCAGAGUCCAGUCCAGUUUUCGGAUUGCUGUGAGGUCCCUGAGGGUCCGGGUCCUCGUGAGGUCGCAGCUGCCUGGGACCCCUGCAUCGUGGGCCACAGGGCAGUGCUGCGGCUGCUGAUGCUGGAGAGGAGGUACCUGCCCUCAGUGCUCUACACCAGUCUGAUCCAGGGGGCGCCAGAGAGCAGAGACCAGCUGGUCCGAUGGGCCAUGGAGGUGUGCUCAGACUCGGGCUGUGAGGAGCAGGUCUUUCCCCUCUCGGUCUCCCUCUUGGACAGGUUCUUGUCCUCGUCCCUCUCGACCCCUGUGUCUCCGGUGUGUCUCUCUGCGGCCUGUGUCCUCAUUGCAUCCAAACUGAGCGAGUGCGAGACCCUCUCUGUGGACACUAUCUGUGCAGCCGCCGAGUACAGCUUCAGCUCCUGCAGCCUCCGGGAGAUGGAGCGUGUUGUCGUGGCGACCCUGCACUGGGACCUGGCCUCCAUCACGCCUCAGGACUUCCUGCCUCACUUCCUGUCUGCGGCGGUGACAUCAUCAUCGUGGGCCAGUGAUUCUGUAGUGCGCAGACAUGCAGACACCCUGAGUGCUCUGUGUGUGAGUGACAGCCGGUUCCUUGGGGCCCCUCCCUCUCUGCUGGCAGCUGGAGCUCUGUGCUGUGCUCUCAGGGGCCUCGGGGCCCUGAACCAGGAAGUGACCACCGAAAAGAUGGCACACCUCUGCCAGACCGACCCAGCUGUGCUGCAGUGUUACUGUGAAACGAUCGAGUUUGUUCUGCGUGAGCGUCUGCAGAGCGCCCCCUCUGGAAAAGAAGAGGAACUGACCUCUGACCCCGAGCAGCGCCCAGGGACCCCCUCCGACAUGACCCAGCAUGGACGCGGACAGGAGCGCACACGGCUGAGACCAGGGCUGUCUCAGACACUGGAACCAGGGGGAGGGGCCAGAGAGACACAUUUCUCUGAGAUGGACAACGUAGACAGCACGAGUGAAGAGAAGCUGAAACUGGACGAGGUCAAAGAAACCAAAGACAAGAACAACCGUCUGGAGAAGGGCUCGCGGGCCCCGAGCCGCGCCGCCUGGAGUAGGUCCUGCCGGAGCGGCUGGGCUCUGACCGAGCGCCUGGCCAUUAACGUGUCGGGGAUGAGGUACGAGACGCAGCUGCGGACCCUGGCCCAGUUCCCCGAGUCUCUGCUAGGGGACCCCAAACGGAGGCUGCAGUACUUUGACCCUCUGAGGAACGAGCUGUUCCUGGACCGAAGCCGCGCCUGCUUCGACGCCAUCCUCUACUUCUACCAAUCAGGAGGCAGACUGCGGCGCCCGGCCAACGUCCCCCUGGACAUGUUCAUGGAGGAGCUCAGGUUCUAUGAGCUCGGACAGGACGUGAUCGACCGCUUCAAGGAAGACGAGGGCUUCGCCAAAGAGGAGGAGAGGGCUCUCCCUCAGGGCGAGCUCCAGAGGAGGUUGUGGAUGUUGUUUGAGUAUCCUGAGUCGUCAGGAGGAGCUCGAAUCAUUGCCAUCAUCAGCGUCAUGGUUAUUGUGGUCUCCAUCCUCAUCUUCUGCCUUGAGACGCUGCCAGAGUUCAGGCUCGAGAAGGAGCAGCGUGAGAAGUACAGAGAGGUUCCUCACCCGACCAUCGCCAACCAGACAAUAAAGCAGCCGCCGCAGUUCUCCCCGUUCCAGGACCCGUUUUUCCUGGUAGAGACCAUUUGUAUCUGCUGGUUCUCCUGUGAGCUGGGGGUGCGUUUCUUCUGUGCGCCCAGUAAGCUGCUGUUCUGCAAAGACGUGAUGAACGUGAUCGACCUGUUCGCCAUCGUGCCGUACUUCGUGACCAUCGGGACGGAGCUGGGGAAAGACCCCACCACGCAGCCGUCUGUGUCGCUGGCGCUGAUCCGCGUGAUCCGCCUGGUGCGCGUGUUCCGCAUCUUCAAACUGUCGCGUCACUCCAAAGGGCUGCAGAUCCUGGGUCAGACCCUGAAGGCCAGUCUGCGCGAGCUUGCUCUGCUCAUCUUCUUCCUCUUCAUCGGAGUCAUCCUCUUCUCCAGUGCCGUGUACUUUGCUGAGGUGGACCGGGACGAAACCAAGUUCACCAGCAUCCCUGAGGCCUUCUGGUGGGCCGUGGUGUCCAUGACGACGGUGGGGUACGGCGACAUGUACCCUGAGACCGUGGGGGGGAAGCUGGUGGGCUCCAUGUGCGCCAUCGCCGGGGUCCUCACCAUCUCGCUGCCCGUUCCCGUCAUUGUCUCCAACUUCAGCUACUUCUACCACCGCGGCAUGGAGUGUGAGGACACCACACAGUACCAGCAUGUGGAUGCGGGGGUGUGGGAGAGGGGGGAGGAGGGGGAGGAGGGUGAGGAGGGGGAGGACUGGCCCGCGGGUGAGGAGCUGUCGCCGCUGUAUGAGCCCAAUAACAGUGCUCCUGUGAAUGGGACAGUGCUGGGGUUCCUGCAUGGGGGGCCAAUGGUCACACAGGUCUGA
Knipowitschia caucasica is the source of this 2694-nucleotide messenger RNA. NCBI's taxonomy places the organism in Eukaryota, Metazoa, Chordata, Actinopteri, Gobiiformes, Gobiidae. The record is from the annotation of a GenBank genome assembly.